Molecule: messenger RNA, 1089 nt
Organism: Filobasidium floriforme
Lineage: Eukaryota; Fungi; Basidiomycota; Tremellomycetes; Filobasidiales; Filobasidiaceae
Exons: 4
Coding region: 119-814 (231 amino acids)
Source: RefSeq, a predicted model, not a curated record
CGUCCACAGAACCUCACUUGACACGAAGGCGCACCUUGUCACAUACCAAGAAAGGCGUGCUCUAUCGAAAUCCGGACUCCAAUAGCACCACGAUCCCGUGCGGUGCACACGCCUUCCAAUGGGUUCGUCCUUCUCCUCUCCGGCGUCUGGGCCGACUGGACCCGCAGGCGUUUCACACUUUGAUGUCGAAUCGGACGACGACCUGGUGCAUGAUUUCAAGUACUAUACUUCUGGUCUCCACCGGUCGUCGAUAUGGUUCAUGCCUCAGGAUCGAGAGGUCAUGUACAUCUCGAGCAGUCUCCUCAGCGGCACCACCUAUAUCAAGACUCCCAUGGACCAACCGAUCAUACAAUUUACGAGAAAUUGGUUCUCCCUGCGGUACACCGGGAUCACCAACAUGGACCAUUUCGUCCGAUCCGAAAUCUCGUUCGACUUGGACUACGUGAACUGUAAGAUCUCAGCGAGCUUUCUGAACCAAAGAGGUCACCACACUGGACAGAAGACGACUUGGGUUCUGUGCGACCCGCCCGGAGAUGGCAAGCAGGCCGAAAUCAAGGGUUCCCACGGAACGUCGAUCGCUAAGCUUAAUUAUUCUACGAAGGGCUGGUGGCCUUUCUACAUCAUAUCUUACGAUAUCAGGGUCCAACCGGGCUGCGACGAUGUUUUGGCGAUAGCCAUGUGUUGCCUUUGGGACACCAUGAUGUGGUCGACGGUUUACGGGGAGGAGGAGGCCGACCUUUUUCUGGGGUUGAACCUAAGACAUCUACGAAGACAGCUCCUAUGGAUAUAUCCAAGGUCGGUAUCGUCGGGGUGAAGUACGACGAGGACCGACUUCCCAUACCGGCCAAGUCUCAUCGCUACCAGCGCUCAAGGAUCACAGCGUGAUGAUGAAACUCCCGCUUUCCUGAUGACGGGCGUAUUAGCUGGAACUGGAUCAGGAUGUGAUACGGCCGGGAAUCGUCGCACUAGAGACAGACUUGAGUCGAAGACUGCUCGAUCUAACCGUUACGAUCGGUCUAGACCUGAUGCUUGUUGCUUAGAUCGUAUUGAUAAACCAUCGUUAUAAGCUUAAAGGUAAUCUCAUUCUGU